AUGGCCCCUGGAACCCGGAGUGACGACGCCGGGCAUGAGGCCAAACUGCGCAACAGCUGCGACACCUGCGCGACGGCCAAGAUCAAGUGCACGCAAGAGAAGCCGGCGUGCGCUUGUUGCGUCAAGAGACUGAAACCCUGCGUUUAUGGUGCCUCUAAGCGCGUCCGCCGAACGCAGCGUUCCCACAAGCAACAACACCAGCAUCAACAUACGCCCGAUGUGAGCUGUUCGCCGAAGCCAACUGCGGCAGCGACAACGACGAUGGCCUGGACACAAGGGGCCAAGAGGGCCACGUCAUUCCCACCUCCGGACACAGUGUCCGGGGCGGAGAUGGCAUCGUCACAGAACACGUUUGCCUUCACAACUACUCCUAUGACCGGCCAUCAAGACUGGCCCGACUUCUUGACGUCUCUCAUGUCCCCCAGCUUCACGUCGUCGUCCUCCGCAGAGCCCUUUACCUCGACCGAGCUGGACAGUGUGGGCGGAUCUCUCGAAGAAUUCACAUACGUCGAGGACUCGACCUUCAGCUCCUCGACGCCGCUAUCGAGACUCUCUGGCGACCAUAGCCUUAUUCGAACAGGAGGCCAAGCUUUCAGUCAUGACAGCUCCAGGGCCGAAUCUACUGCAAGCAUAAAGGAUGUCAGGAUCGGUUCGCUGACGGAGAACCAAGGCCGUUCCGGGGACGAGACGAGUUUCUUCCUGCCGAGCCCUCAGACUGACGCAGGAGCGGCCUCGCCGAUCUCUCUCGGCACCCCCGACGGCCGCGUGCGACCUCAAAGUAGACCGGGUACUCCUCGCUGCCAGUGCUUCGCGCGCGUGCUCCAGUUCAUAGCCCAGAUCUCGACGGACCCGUCCCAGGCGUGGUCCGUUGCACCCGAUGACGGCGGCCGUCCCCGCCCGGCCAACCUCGGUAUCGUCAACGGCCAGAUCGCGAACAUGAGCGACAGCAUCAGCAUGGUACUACAGUGCCCCUGCUCCAGGAACAGCGAGAUGAUCGUUCUCCUCUCCCUCGUCAUCUUCAAGAUACAACUCUGCUACGUCGACGCCGUGAACGCCGCCACGGGUGACGGUCCAGGUGGCGGCGGACCCGGGCCUGUCGUCUCGUGCUUCCCGUGGAACGACACAACAAACCAACGCGACGAAGACGACGGGGAAGGAGACUCCGACGAGGAAGACCAGCACCGCGUCUUCGUCCAGCACAUCCUCUCCAGGCUGGCGGGUCUGCGGGCCCUCAUCACCCGGCUCUCCAAGCGUCUGGCCGAGCCCGAGUCCGAGUCCUUCCCGGGCGCGAGCCGCUGGCCGACGCUGCCUCAGGGCCCUUCAUACUGCUCUGUAGUCGAGGGCAGCAUCGAUAUCAUGCCCUUCUCUGCGUCUUCAUUGGGUGCCCUGUCGUCGGAUCUGCGCAACCGGCUGAGCGGCAUGUCGCAAGCGAUCUCAGGAAAGCUUCAGGAGCUCCAGGAGGGAUGA
This is a messenger RNA of Colletotrichum higginsianum IMI 349063, 1467 nucleotides long. RefSeq lists its product as uncharacterized. Gene Ontology annotation, molecular function: zinc ion binding; DNA-binding transcription factor activity, RNA polymerase II-specific; DNA binding. The transcript has a single exon. Lineage: Eukaryota; Fungi; Ascomycota; Sordariomycetes; Glomerellales; Glomerellaceae. Gene Ontology annotation, cellular component: nucleus. The coding region runs from base 1 to 1467 and encodes 488 amino acids. Gene Ontology annotation, biological process: regulation of DNA-templated transcription; aflatoxin biosynthetic process. The record is from RefSeq and is a predicted model, not a curated record.